GUUUCCCCUGACUUCGUGAAGUCUGCAAACCGCACCGCGUAUCCCAUUCGUUGGGAGAAAAAAGAAUAAAUCGCAGAAGACGUGAAGGACACACACGCGGUGGUGUUCGGCUUGUUGUAAAUUGAGCUCUGCACUUCCUGUGUCUUCGUAAACCAUGUACGGGUUUGUGAACUACGCACUGGAGUUGCUAGUAGUGAAGACGUUCGGAGAAGAGAUAUGGGAGAAAAUUAAGAAGGACGCAGAAGUGUGUAUGGAAGGCCAGUUCCUGGUCCGUCAGAUUUAUGAGGAUGAAAUAACCUACAACCUCAUCCACGCAGCUGUAGACGUUUUGCAAAUUCCGGCCAAUUCAAUAUUGGAACUUUUUGGUAAAACAUUCUUUGAAUUCUGUCAAGAUUCUGGUUACGAUAAAAUCCUCCAAGUCCUCGGAGCAACUCCGCGGGACUUUCUACAGAACUUGGACGCCCUGCACGACCACCUGGGUACCCUCUACCCGGGGAUGCGAGCCCCUUCGUUCCGUUGCACAGAGCGACCAGAAGAUGGGGCCCUGCUUCUGCACUACUAUUCGGAUCGCCCUGGAUUAGAGCACAUUGUCAUCGGAAUAGUGAAGACGGUGGCGAGCAAACUGCAUGGAACAGAGGUCGAAGUUAAGAUUCUGAAGACCAAGGAAGAGUGUGACCACGCCCAAUUCCUCAUCACAGAGUUAUGUGGUCCAGGGAAAGCCUCUCGACCAGAAGUUACUCAGAUUGAGACACUCUCUAUAGAGCCCAAGGUGAGCCCGGCCACAUUCUGUCGUGUGUUCCCGUUCCACCUGAUGUUCGACAGCGAUCUCAAGGUCGUACAGACCGGCAGCACAAUAGCUAGGGUCAUGCCGCGGGUCAGGAGACCCGGGUGUCGCGUCACCGACAUUCUGGACACGGUAAGACCACACUUAGAACUCACGUUCCAAAACAUUCUGUCUCACAUCAACACCGUGUACGUGCUAAAAACGAAGCCCGGGGUCAUGGAAGCCGAGCAUCAGGAUGGCGCACCAGAAUUCUCUUACCUCAGACUAAAGGGGCAGAUGCUGUAUAUCCCUGAAUCAGAAUUGGUUAUCUUCCUGUGCUAUCCAAGCGUCAUGAAUCUGGAUGACCUGACAAGACGCGGUCUCUACAUAAGCGACAUCCCUCUUCACGACGCGACAAGGGACCUAGUGCUAAUGUCUGAGCAGUUCGAAGCAGACUACAAGCUGACUCGAAAUCUGGAGCUCCUCACAGACAAGCUGCAACAGACAUAUCGCGAGCUGGAAGGGGAAAAGCAGAAGACAGACAGAUUGCUCUAUUCUGUGCUGCCGAUCAGUGUAGCCAAUGAACUAAGACACAAGCGUCCGGUUCCAGCACGACGAUACGAUUGUGUGACACUCCUCUUCUCCGGAAUUGUUGGGUUCAGUGACUACUGUGCCACAAACACAGAUUCCAGGGGGGCUAUGAAGAUCGUUCGCAUGCUCAAUCAGCUGUACACAGCCUUUGAUGUCCUCACAGACCCCAAGAAGAACCCAAACGCCUACAAGGUGGAGACGGUAGGGGACAAGUACAUGGCUGUGAGUGGUCUGCCCGAGCCUUGCCAGACGCACGCCCGUUGCAUAGCGCGUCUUGCCCUGGACAUGAUGGACCUGGGGAGAGAAGUUCAAGUAGACGGCGAACAAGUAAGGAUAACGAUUGGAAUCCAUUCCGGCGAAGUGGUAACAGGAGUGAUCGGACACCGAAUGCCACGCUACUGCCUCUUCGGCAACACUGUGAACCUCACAAGUCGCACAGAAACUACGGGCGAACCUGGCCGAAUCAACGUAUCUGAAGAUGCUUACAGGUACUUGUGUCGGCCAAGCAACGCUGACCCACAAUUUCAUUUCGAGUACCGAGGACCAGUGACCAUGAAGGGGAAAUCGGAACCAAUGAAAGUGUGGUUCCUUACAAGGGAGAAAGAAUACAUCGUUUGAAUUCACUGGCCGAAAGUUUUUCUGCGUCUGUUCUCUGACGAGAACGCAACCAUAUACCAAAGACUUCUGUGUACAAACUAAUUAGAUAAUGAAGUUUAAAACUUAUUUCUUAGGUUAUUAUGUGUCACACUCUCCAGAAUAAAUAAUAGGCCGUUCACACAUUUCCUAUAGGUUCAUUAGAUACUAAUUGUUACAAAAAUAACAACGUAUUUUCACGUACACAUGGGAAGUUAACAUCACAAUGCAAGCCAGCUGUUACUGAUCCAAUAUCAGAAGAAGCCAAGCAUUGAAUCGGGCUGUAGAGACAAUGAAGAAUGUAUUAGAAAGAACCUGAAGUAAGUGAACCAAUAUGGACGAGUUGCGAAUAAAUUGGCAAACUUUCAACACAUAUUAAUACGUAUAGAAUAAAUAAAACUGUAAUAAUAUUAAACAACAAAAUUUAAUCCCAUUCUGUUAAAUUACAAUCCUGUUUAUUACACCACAGUGAAGCUAGUUUUGAGUCGCUCUGUUUGUAUAAAUACAAUAAACAUUAUCUAUGUGCCACAAAAUAAAGAAUGUCGAUUUACA
Molecule: messenger RNA, 2539 nt
Organism: Zootermopsis nevadensis
Lineage: Eukaryota; Metazoa; Arthropoda; Insecta; Blattodea; Termopsidae
Gene: Gycbeta100B
Product: guanylate cyclase soluble subunit beta-1-like
Biological process (GO): response to oxygen levels; cGMP biosynthetic process
Cellular component (GO): guanylate cyclase complex, soluble
Molecular function (GO): heme binding; guanylate cyclase activity
Source: RefSeq, a predicted model, not a curated record